Vigna umbellata (rice bean) is the source of this 1304-nucleotide messenger RNA. RefSeq lists its product as uncharacterized. The record is from RefSeq and is a predicted model, not a curated record. NCBI's taxonomy places the organism in Eukaryota, Viridiplantae, Streptophyta, Magnoliopsida, Fabales, Fabaceae.
GUCCACGUAGCAGUAACGGCGAAGACAGGACCAACCAAACCAAACGCCACGCCUCCACUUUUGAAAGCAAUCCAUGCCGUUGCGAGUUGCAAGUUGCAACACCCGUCACUCGAAAUCCUCGUGGCCUUCAAGAGUGAAACGGCGCCGUUUCGAGCAAGUGAUUUUGUUACUGUGUGUCAUCAGCUUUUAGAUCACCUGGGAAGAAAACCAAAACCGAGAAAGGCUGUUGCUGCCAAUUUCACGUUUUAAUUCUCUAAAUUAAAGCCCCAUUUCCUGAAUCGACGAGUUUCUCGUGACCCUCCUCUCGUCAUCAUCGUCUUCCUCGUGCCCUAAUCGAUUCUCUCGUCGUGGGUGCUGAUCCUAUUGGGCUGUGAAAUACUGUCAUCGACUGUGAUCAAUCAUUCAUAAACCAAAAACAAGAAAUCCUUUUUUGAGUGCCAGAUAAAUUAGUUUUUCUUUUUCAUUUUCCGAUGACGUAUUACGAUAAUGAUGGUGGUCGGAGAGAGGAGGUGGUGUUGGAUGUUACCUACACAAUCCGACCCGAUGAUGGUAAUGGGGACUAUGUGAAAUUGAGGGCCGAUCCCGACGACGUUUCUCCACUGGGUGCGGCAGUGGAGCCUUCUGUGCCGACGAUAAGAGCCACCGUGUUGUAUUGGGUUAAAUUGGUAUUGUUGUUUUUAUGCCUGGGGUUUUUGGCUGUCGUUGCUCUGGUCUGGAUUGGACCCUAUUGCAUGGACAAGGGGGUUAUUCCGAUAUUAAAUUGGGAGACAGAGACUUUCAGUACUCCAAUAUUAACUGUUUUGGUGUUUGCCUCCGUGGCAAUAUUCCCAACCCUACUCUUGCCGUCUACACCUUCCAUGUGGGUGGCUGGAAUGACUUUUGGUUAUGGCUUUGGGUUCUUGCUAAUUAUAUCUGCAGCAGCUAUUGGUGUAUCACUCCCUUUUAUCAUUGGCAAAACCUUCCACCAUAAAAUUGAGGGAUGGUUGGAGAAGUAUCCAAAGAAGGCUUCUAUUCUAAGGUCUGCUGGUGGAGGGAACUGGUGUCAUCAGUUCCGGGCUGUUGCCUUAAUCAGAAUUUCCCCAUUCCCAUACUUAAUCUUCAACUAUUGUGCUGUGGCAACAAAUGUUAAGUAUGGGCCUUAUAUAGUUGGAUCCUUGGUAGGAAUGGUGCCGGAAAUAUUUGUUGCAAUCUACACUGGAAUUUUGAUUCGUACAUUGGCUGAUGCNUUUAAAAAAAUCAUCUGGAACAAUUAUUUAUUUUGCUUUUUUAUCUGUAAAACGUAUCUAAAUUGCUUUAUAGAUUAA